Rhodamnia argentea is the source of this 1709-nucleotide messenger RNA. Its product is annotated as cytochrome P450 734A1-like. Bases 101 to 1600 code for a protein of 499 amino acids. The record is from RefSeq and is a predicted model, not a curated record. The transcript has 4 exons. Lineage: Eukaryota; Viridiplantae; Streptophyta; Magnoliopsida; Myrtales; Myrtaceae. Gene Ontology annotation, molecular function: iron ion binding; monooxygenase activity; oxidoreductase activity, acting on paired donors, with incorporation or reduction of molecular oxygen.
UACUCCUCCAGACCACGGUUUGCCAAAGUAUAAUUGUCUUACUCCAUUCUUCUAACUUCUUGUAAACUUCUCAUUCUCCACUCCCUCCCCCCCGCCAACCAUGCUGUGGCUUCUUUUUCCAGUCCUCUUGCUAAUCCUCAUCCUUCUCUCAAAAUUCACCUACUCCAAUCUAUGGAUCCCGCUAAAGCUACAGCGCCACUUCGCAAAGCAAGGCGUCCGGGGCCCUGGGUACCGUCCGGUCCUCGGCAACACAGCGGAGAUCAAUCGCCUAGCCAUGGAGGCUCAGUCGAAGUCCUUGCGCUUUGACCACAGGAUCCUCCACAGGGUGGCCCCUUUUUACUACCACUGGUCCCUCAAGUAUGGGAAGACUUUCGUCUAUUGGUUCGGGUCGAGGCCCAGGUUGGGCAUCUCAGAUCCGGACAUGAUUAAGGAGGUCCUGAUGAACACGGGCAGGUCAUACGACCACAUCGGGUUCAACCCGCAGGCCCGAUUGCUGUUCGGGCAAGGCCUUAUUGGGCUGGUAGGUAAGAAGUGGGCCGUUCACCGACGAAUCGCUAACCAGGCCUUCACUAUGGAGAGAGUCAGGGGGUGGAUCCCGGAGAUCCUGGCGAGCACCGCCAAGAUGCUGGACACAUGGGAGGAUAUACGAGGAGGAAGAGAGGAAUUCGAGGUGGAGGUGCUGAAGGAGCUCCAUGGACUCUCGGCCGACAUCAUAUCGAGGACUGCUUUUGGAAGCAGCUUCGAAGAGGGCAAGCACAUAUUCGCCUUGCAGGAGCAGCAGAUGCACCUGUACACUCAAUCCACCAAUAACAUUUACAUUCCUGGCUUCAGGUUCCUACCGACUCAGAAGAAUAGGGAGAUAUGGAGAAUAGAGAAGGAAAUCCGCCAGUCGGUCCGGAAGCUGAUCGAGAGCAACCUGAAAUCGAGAGAGAAUCUGUCCAAUUUUCUGGCUCUCCUAACAUCAUCCCACGAAGAAGAAAGGCUAGGAGUGGAGGAAGUCAUAGACGAAUGCAAGACAUUUUACUUUGUGGGAAAAGAAACCACCGGCACGCUCCUCGCUUGGGUGCUUCUCCUUCUGGCGAAGCACCAAGAAUGGCAGGACAAGGCCCGGGAAGAAGUGAUCCGCGUCUGUGGGAAAACAGGGCUUCCGGCUGUGGAAAAUCUGAACGAGCUCAAGAUUGUAACAAUGGUAUUGAAUGAAACACUCAGACUAUACCCUCCUGCUGUGAUGGCGACGAGGAAAGCCUAUAAAGAUGUGCAGCUGGGGGACCUUCAGAUUCCAGCGGAAACACAGCUCUACUUGGCCUUGGCUACUGUGCAUCACGAUCCCGAGAUAUGGGGCGAAGACGCAGAAGAGUUCAACCCAGCGAGAUUCGCAAAGCCUCGAAAGCACCUGGCCUCGUUCCUCGGGUUCGGGCUCGGCCCUAGAAUCUGUGUUGGCCAGAACCUGGCCAUGGUCGAGGCCAAGGUUGUUUUGGCCAUGCUGGUCAGGCGAUUUGCUUUCAAGGUGUCGCCAUCUUAUGUUCAUGCUCCCAAGGUUUUUGUGGCCUUGCAGCCUCAGCAUGGAGCGCAAAUCAUCUUCAGGAGGACUCAUAUUUGAUUAUGUUUCAUAUUUGUUUUUGGACUUCUCUUUGUAACAUGGUCGCAUGGUUUGAGGGAAGACAAUUUCGUGGUUUUUGGAUAAAAGAAAGUUUAUUUUGCGUCUGUAU